CACAGCAGAGCUUCGUACGCACAGAGGAAGGGAUUUACAGCUCUACUCCCAACGCACCAACAGCUAGCUGCUUUUAGCUGAGUUGGGUAGGUUGAGUUGGGUAGGUUUUUCUCCUGUCUGUCUUGUUUUUUCUGUGGAUUUGGGAUUUUUGAUCGAGAGUCAAGAUGGUGGAUUUACAAGAGUACCUGUGGAUGGUGAUCCUGGGCUUCGUCAUAGCCUUCAUCCUGGCCUUCUCUGUGGGGGCCAACGACGUGGCAAACUCGUUCGGGACGGCGGUGGGGUCGGGGGUGGUGACGCUGAAACAGGCCUGUAUCCUGGCGUCCAUCUUUGAGACGUUGGGUUCCAUGCUGCUUGGAGCCAAGGUGGGAGAGACCAUACGGAAGGGCAUCAUAGACGUCAACCUAUACAACGAGACGGUGCCUGUUCUCAUGGCAGGGGAGGUCAGCGCCAUGGUCGGUUCGGCGAUUUGGCAACUCAUCGCCUCGUUCCUCAAACUACCCAUCUCCGGGACGCAUUGCAUCGUGGGUUCGACCAUCGGGUUCUCCAUGGUGGCCAUUGGCACCAAGGGCGUACAGUGGAUGCAGCUGGUCAAGAUUGUUGCAUCCUGGUUCAUCUCUCCCCUACUGUCAGGAAUGAUGUCAGGGUUCCUCUUCUUUCUUAUCAGACACUUCAUCCUCAAUCAGGAUGACCCGGUGCCCAACGGUCUCCGUGCCCUGCCAGUGUUCUACGCCUCAACGAUAGGCAUCAACGCCUUCUCCAUCCUUUACACAGGAGCACCAUUGCUAGGUCUGGAGAUGUUACCGGUGUGGGCUAUAGCUCUGAUCACGCUGGCAGGGGCUCUGGUCUGUGCUGCCGUGGUCUGGUUUGCUGUCUGCCCCUGGAUGAGACGGAAGAUAGCAAGUCGAAUAAAGAAGGAGCGAGCUGCCCUGUCCAGGAUCUCAGAUGAGUCCUUAGGACAGAUCCCUGAGGAGGAAGAGGAGGAGCUUCCCGUGUUCAAGGAGCUACCGGGCGCCAAGGGGACAGACGACGCCGUGCUGCCGUUAACGGGUGGUACCGGAGGAGAGUCGAGGAGAGGAGAGUCCACCGGAGAGCUCAACAGCCUGGCCAACGGAGGCACUGUCCUGCCCAAAGGACGCGUCUAUGGACGAACCCACUCCAUGACCAACGGUACCCUGUCCAUGUCCAAAUCCCCGCUGUCCAACGGCAGUUUCACCUUCGGAGGGGAACACAUCCGCAGCGACGGUCAAGUGUACCACACGGUUCACAAGGACUCUGGUCUCUACAAAGACCUGCUCCACAAGAUCCACCUGGGACGGCUGGAGGACGACCACUCCGCCCCCACGCCAGACAACAACUACCGCCUGCUGCGUCGCAACAACAGUUAUACCUGCUACACGGCCGCCAUCUGUGGCAUGCCGGUCCAGCCGCUGCUCCGCUCCGAGUCCCGCGAGGCCCGAGAGGCACGAGAGGACAGUGAGAAGCUGGUGGGGGAGGGGGAGAGGUCUGGGAGCGUGUCCUACACCAAGAAGAGGGUCCGCUAUGAUAGUUAUUCAUCGUACUGUAACGCCGUGGCGGAGGCAGAGAUCGAGGCGGAGGAGGGCGGCGUGGAGAUGAAGCUGGCGUCUGACCUCGGGGGCGAGGAGGCAGGGGCGCCCGGGGCUCCCGUCCCACUGGAUGACUCUGCAGAAGAGGACGAAGGGGAUAAGGACAAACCGACCGUCUACCUGCUCUUCCACUUCCUGCAGAUCCUCACCGCAUGCUUCGGAUCUUUUGCUCACGGAGGCAACGACGUCAGGUGA
Salvelinus namaycush (lake trout) is the source of this 1799-nucleotide messenger RNA. Its product is annotated as sodium-dependent phosphate transporter 2-like. Gene Ontology annotation, molecular function: phosphate transmembrane transporter activity. Gene Ontology annotation, biological process: phosphate ion transmembrane transport. Gene Ontology annotation, cellular component: membrane. The transcript is spliced from 7 exons. The record is from RefSeq and is a predicted model, not a curated record. NCBI's taxonomy places the organism in Eukaryota, Metazoa, Chordata, Actinopteri, Salmoniformes, Salmonidae. Bases 165 to 1799 code for a protein of 544 amino acids.